This is a messenger RNA of Orussus abietinus, 1411 nucleotides long. RefSeq names its product prohibitin-2 (gene Phb2). Gene Ontology annotation, biological process: mitochondrion organization. Bases 140 to 1234 code for a protein of 364 amino acids. NCBI's taxonomy places the organism in Eukaryota, Metazoa, Arthropoda, Insecta, Hymenoptera, Orussidae. The transcript has 6 exons. The record is from RefSeq and is a predicted model, not a curated record. Gene Ontology annotation, cellular component: mitochondrion; membrane.
CGGACCCUUAACCUCGUAUAACCUCUUAGCUGCGUAAGCCGGCCUACUCGUACGAAGAUUCGCACCAUUCUUUUAAUUUAUUUAUUACUCAGAUCAGUAACUAAAGUGCAGCUUUAUAUAAAGUUAGGUUGUUCCAGAUAUGGCACAGAGCAAGGUGGUCGAGUUUGCGAUGAAUUUCGGCAGGAAUCCCGGCGGAAUGAAUUUAGGAGUUAAAUUGCUUGCGGCAGCCGGCGUGGCUUUGUAUGGAGCUUCGCAAUCCAUGUACACAGUUGAAGGUGGUCAUCGUGCCAUAAUAUUUUCUCGUCUCGGAGGGAUCCAAAAAGACAUUAUGGCAGAGGGUCUACAUUUCCGGCUACCCUGGUUCCAUUAUCCGAUCAUCUAUGAUAUUCGCAGUCGGCCGCGGAAGAUCUCCUCACCCACUGGAUCCAAAGACUUACAAAUGGUCAACAUUUCACUCCGAGUACUCUCUCGUCCAGAUGCACUAACCUUGCCUAUUAUGUAUCGUCAACUUGGUCUCGACUAUGAUGAGAAGGUUCUUCCAAGUAUUUGCAAUGAAGUAUUGAAGUCGGUCGUAGCUAAGUUUAAUGCCUCUCAGUUAAUUACUCAGCGACAGCAAGUUUCCAACAUGGUUCGCAAAGAGCUAACCGAACGAGCACGUGACUUUAACAUUAUCCUGGAUGAUGUCUCCAUAACGGAAUUGAGCUUUGGUAAAGAAUACACAGCAGCAGUUGAAGCAAAGCAAGUGGCUCAGCAAGAAGCACAGCGAGCUGCCUUUGUUGUGGAGCGGGCCAAACAAGAAAAGCAACAAAAGAUUGUUCAAGCUGAGGGAGAAGCUGAAGCAGCAAAAAUGCUUGGUAUAGCAGUAAGCCAGAACCCUGGAUACUUGAAGCUACGGAAAAUUCGUGCAGCACAAAGUAUCUCACGCACGAUUGCCAACUCACAGAACCGUGUAUACCUCAGUGGAAACAGUUUGAUGCUUAACAUCCAGGAUCCAGCAUUCGACGACCUUUCGGAGAAGUUGAAAAGUUGUCUGGUUUCAGGUCAUGAAAGAGUGGGCUGGAAGAGUUGGAAUGAUACCGCUCAACAGGCAGUCAAAACUUUAAGAACAAAUCCCCAGCCAGCUCUACGAAACAUUGAAAUAUCACCUAUCGAGUCUGCGACUGCGUCUCCUGAAGAUCCCGCUUCCUUGAUUCUGGACUCUGCCGAUAACGGAGCCAAGCUUAUCGUCCCCUGAGAGUGAUCCUGCCUAUACCUUUUCUGAAACAUUUCCAUGUUUCUCUAGUGUGUGUUCCUCAAUCUAAUUUCUUACAGUCCCAUAUUAUCCAUUUGCCAAAGACAAAAUAUCCUGAAAAUUGUGAUUUGUUUCGUUUCUUGCGGAAUCAGCUGGCUAUUAAAAAGAUUUUAUUCUGAA